CAGGAAGGAAGGCAGGCAAGAGAGGGAAGGGAGGGAGGCUGUGAAUGCUAACAAGCCCCGUCGUACGGCUCCGUAGGUAGGGGUUUUCGGUGAAGAAACAUCUUGCAAUGGAGAGGAACGACGACCACUAUUAGAAAAAAACAAAACAAAAACACAGUCCUACUAUGCGCCACAGCCGCGUCCGCCCUGUGCGCCCGCAGCAGCAGCAGCAGCAGCAGCAGCAGCAGCACCGUCGUCGGCACGUCUGAACAGAAAAACCGUCGUUUUCCGCUCAGUGAAAUGUAUCGCGACUGCCUUGGAUUCACAUUCUGACAAUGGAGAUUGAAAAUAUCGUGGCCAACACGGUUCUCCUGAAGGCGAGGGAAGGUGGUGGAGGGAAGAGGAACGGUCGCAGCAAGAAAUGGAAGGAGAUGCUCAAACUCCCACACAUCAGCCAGUGUGAGGAGCUACGCCGCACUAUUGAGAGAGACUACACCAGCCUAUGUGAGAAGCAGCCCAUUGGUCGGCUGUUAUUCCGUCAGUACUGUGACACAAGGCCAGAGCUGAAGCGCUGCAUCGAGUUUAUGGAUGCUGUGGCCAUGUACCAGCUAGCUCCUGAUGAGAAGAGGAGGGACAAUGGAUUGAAUGUUUUAGACACAUACUUUAAUAACGGGUCGGCAGCCCAUCUGCCUGACAUUCCCCAGGAUGUCGUCGCCGGGUGCCGGGAGAGGUUGGAGCAGAGUCCGUGUAAGGAGCUCUUCAAUGAUUGCACCAAAAUAGUUCGUGAUUAUCUGAGUGGAGCUCCAUUUUCCUCCUACCAGGAGUCCAUGUACUUCUCUCGCUUCCUGCAGUGGAAAUGGUUGGAGAGGCAACCAGUAACCAAAAAUACCUUCAGACAUUAUAGAGUACUUGGAAAAGGUGGAUUUGGCGAGGUUUGUGCCUGCCAAGUACGUGCCACCGGUAAGAUGUACGCCUGUAAAAAGCUGGAAAAGAAACGAGUGAAGAAAAGAAAAGGUGAAGCAAUGGCACUAAACGAAAAACGCAUUUUAGAAAAAGUUAACAGUAGUUUUGUAGUUAGUCUAGCUUAUGCCUAUGAGACCAAGGAUGCGCUGUGCCUGGUUCUGACCAUAAUGAAUGGCGGUGACUUAAAGUUCCACAUCUACAACAUGGGCAACUCAGGCUUUGAUGAGCAAAGGGCCAUUUUCUACGCUGCUGAGAUCUGCUGUGGCCUUGAGGACCUGCACCGUGAGAGGAUAGUGUACAGGGAUCUGAAACCUGAAAACAUCCUUCUGGAUGAUCGUGGACACAUCCGAAUUUCAGACCUGGGCCUUGCUGUUCAGAUCCCUGAAGGGGAGACGAUACGAGGGAGAGUGGGCACUGUCGGAUACAUGGCUCCAGAAGUGAUCCAGAACGAGAGCUACACCUUCAGCCCGGAUUGGUGGGGGCUGGGCUGCCUGAUCUUUGAGAUGAUCCAGGGCCAGUCACCUUUCCGCAAGCGCAAGGAGCGCGUCAAGCGAGAGGAGGUGGACAGACGAGUGCGCGAGGACCAAGAGGAGUACUCCGAUAAAUUCUCCGAGGAGGCAAAGGACAUCUGCAGACAGCUCCUGGCCAAGGACCCCAAGGAAAGGCUGGGAUGUCAGGGUCGUGGGGCCAUAGAGGUCAAGCAGCACCCCAUCUUCAGAAAUAUAAACUUCAAACGGCUGGAGGCCAACAUGCUGGACCCUCCCUUCAGCCCAGAUCCUCGAGCGGUGUACUGUAAAGACGUCCUGGACAUCGAGCAGUUCUCCACUGUCAAAGGCGUGAACCUUGACCCCACAGAUGAUGACUUCUAUCACAAGUUUGUCACAGGCAGUGUCUCCAUCCCGUGGCAGAACGAGAUGAUCGAGAUGGAGUGCUUCAAAGAAAUCAACGUCUACGAAACAGACGGGAAUCUGUGCCCCGACCUGGACAUGAACCGGCCUAACCCUCCACCAAAGAGAGGCUUCUUCUACCGCCUGUUCAGAAGAGAGGCAAGUGCUAGUGCUCCGGCAACUGUCCGAGGGGGUGGGGGCUAAGGUCUGUUUUAAGAGCGGUUACAGUGAUGACGAGAUCGAGGAGCCCUCACGACUUUAAACCACUCCCUCCACCUGCACCCCUCCGCCGCAGAACUUCACCACAAACUCCAACCGAGCGCAAAUCUUAGGAACUCAGUGAAUGUUGACCUGUAUUUAUGAGCUGUAUUAAAAGUGUAUUAUAAUUAAAGAAAAAAGUAUGAGUUUAAAGAUUUUGUACAUUUGUACUUGAAUUUAUGUCUAGAUGUAUAUUUUCACUAAAGGUUGUAUUGUACAAAAAGCCAUAAAAGUACCACUUGAAUGCAUA
This is a messenger RNA of Stegastes partitus (bicolor damselfish), 2337 nucleotides long. It is a transcript of the gene grk4, whose product is annotated as G protein-coupled receptor kinase 4. NCBI's taxonomy places the organism in Eukaryota, Metazoa, Chordata, Actinopteri, Pomacentridae. Bases 315 to 2033 code for a protein of 572 amino acids. The transcript has 16 exons. Gene Ontology annotation, cellular component: cytoplasm. Gene Ontology annotation, biological process: protein phosphorylation; regulation of signal transduction; signal transduction. Gene Ontology annotation, molecular function: ATP binding; G protein-coupled receptor kinase activity. The record is from RefSeq and is a predicted model, not a curated record.